Antechinus flavipes (yellow-footed antechinus) is the source of this 3986-nucleotide messenger RNA. It is a transcript of the gene ZIC2, whose product is annotated as Zic family member 2. Gene Ontology annotation, biological process: central nervous system development; regulation of transcription by RNA polymerase II. Gene Ontology annotation, molecular function: RNA polymerase II cis-regulatory region sequence-specific DNA binding; DNA-binding transcription factor activity, RNA polymerase II-specific. The transcript has 3 exons. NCBI's taxonomy places the organism in Eukaryota, Metazoa, Chordata, Mammalia, Dasyuromorphia, Dasyuridae. The record is from RefSeq and is a predicted model, not a curated record. Gene Ontology annotation, cellular component: nucleus. Bases 1199 to 2800 code for a protein of 533 amino acids.
GAUCACUUUUUAAAAUUGUUGUUAUUGUUUUUAAUCCUCCUCCACUCUCCCUCUCCCUCUCCCAUCUCCCUCUUUUCCCCUCCCUCUUCCCUGAUUUCCCCUCCCACUGCCAUCUCCAUCACUGUCGCCACAACCUCCUCCUCCUCCUCCUCCAACACAACUUAAAGAAAGACAGGAGCGUCUGAUUCCUUCAUCUGUGGGAAUUCGUUGCUGUUGCAAGUUUACUACGUGAGAUACAUCCAAUGCCAAGCACGAAAGAAGAAGAGGAGGGAUAAAAAACAAACCCCAAACCCUGAAUCAUAACAAUACCCAUACCCGAGAGGAAAGGAGCGGGGAAGGGGAAAGAAAAUCCCAAAGCCGGCAGCUAGAGGAGCAGGAAGGGGAGUGGAUUGUCCCGUCCUCCUCCAGGGCCACCCCCCCUUCCCACCCCCUGUUCCCCACCAAGAUCAGGUGGAGAAGGAGGAACUAGCAGAGGGGGCAGUGCGGCGGGUUGCGCAUCUUCUCCCAGUCUGCUUCUCUGCCUCUGUUGUGCAGUUUGGAUUUUUUUUUAAUUUGAUUUAAUUUUAAUGUUUAAUUUUGGGGGGGAGUGAUUUCUGUGAUAGUGACACAGAUCUCAGUGGCGUGUGUGUGUGUGUUCGUGUGCGCGCGCGCGCGUGUGCGUGUGUUAGGGGGUGGGGGGCCUGUGUGUGCAGGAAAAGGCACAGCGCUAGCCCCCCUGCAACCCCCCUCUCAUCUUGUCUCCCCCCUCCCUCCCUCCCUCCCUUUCCCUCCCCUGCCCGCCCGCCCCCGCCACAGCUCCUUUAAUACACUUUGGUUCUCCGCCUGGCUUUGGACUCUUCUUCUCCUCCUCCUCCUCCUCCUCUUCCUCCUCCUCUCUCUGGUUUUGCUCCACAACACAAGCAGCUCGAAGCUGCAGCUCCGGGCUGCGGGAGCAGCGGCUGCAACGGCGCGGCGGCGGAGGCUAGCCUAGUAGCUGGGCUCGAAGGAGCCCACGGCUGCGGAGGCUGAAGCUGCCGCUGCCGCUGCCGCGGCUGCUGCAAUUCGAGGAGCCGCCACCGCCUGGAGCAGCCAGGAGCCGAGCGAGGAGAAGGAGCCGCCCCGGAGUUGCGCGAGCAACUGGGGCAGAUAUCAGCGCUUCCUCCGGGUAUAGCAGCCCGAAGCCGAGCGGUAGCCGCAGCCCGAGCGGAGCGAGCUGACCAUGCUGUUGGACGCGGGGCCGCAGUUCCCGGCUAUAGGGGUGGGCAGCUUCGCCCGUCACCAUCAUCACUCGGCUGCCGCGGCAGCAGCGGCCGCGGAAAUGCAAGACCGCGAGCUAAGCCUGGCUGCGGCGCAAAACGGCUUCGUGGACUCGGCCGCCGCCCACAUGGGCGCCUUCAAGCUCAACCCCGGGGCCCACGAUCUGUCCCCUGGCCAGAGCUCGGCUUUUACCUCGCAAGGGCCCGGGGGCUACCCGGGUUCGGCCGCAGCCGCAGCAGCCGCUGCAGCCCUAGGACCCCACGCCGCCCAUGUAGGCUCAUAUUCGGGAGCACCCUUUAACUCCACCCGGGACUUUCUGUUCCGCAGCCGAGGUUUUGGGGACUCGGCUCCGACCGGUGGGCAGCAUGGGCUAUUCGGGCCAGGGGCGGGAAGCCUGCACCACCCGCACACGGAUGCCCAAAGCCAUCUUCUGUUCCCAGGGAUCCAUGAGCAGCACGGUCCUCAUGGCUCUCAGAAUGUUCUGAACGGGCAGAUGCGGCUGGGGCUGCCGGGAGAGGUGUUCGGUCGCUCGGACCAGUACCGCCAAGUGUCCAGCCCCCGGACUGACCCCUACUCGGCGGCCCAGCUCCACAACCAAUACGGUCCCAUGAAUAUGAACAUGGGCAUGAACAUGGCAGCGGCCGCCGCCCACCACCACCAUCACCAUCACCACCCAGGUGCCUUUUUCCGCUACAUGAGGCAGCAGUGCAUCAAACAGGAGCUCAUCUGCAAGUGGAUCGACCCGGAACAACUGAGCAAUCCCAAGAAGAGUUGCAACAAAACUUUCAGCACCAUGCACGAGCUAGUCACCCACGUCUCAGUGGAGCACGUCGGGGGCCCUGAGCAGAGUAACCACAUCUGUUUUUGGGAGGAGUGUCCUCGGGAGGGCAAGCCCUUCAAGGCCAAAUACAAACUGGUCAACCAUAUCCGUGUGCACACCGGAGAGAAGCCGUUUCCUUGCCCCUUUCCCGGCUGCGGGAAAGUUUUCGCACGCUCGGAAAAUCUGAAGAUACACAAAAGGACCCACACAGGAGAGAAGCCGUUCCAGUGUGAAUUCGAAGGCUGUGACAGACGCUUUGCCAACAGCAGCGAUCGGAAGAAGCACAUGCACGUCCAUACCUCGGAUAAGCCCUAUCUUUGUAAGAUGUGUGACAAAUCUUACACUCAUCCCAGCUCCCUGAGGAAGCACAUGAAGGUCCAUGAGUCCUCCCCACAGGGCUCCGAAUCCUCUCCUGCCGCCAGCUCGGGCUAUGAGUCCUCCACCCCACCCGGGCUAGUGUCCCCUAGUGCCGAGCCCCAGAGUACCACCAAUCUGUCUCCGGCUGCGGCAGCGGCGGCGGCGGCGGCGGCGGCGGCGGCAGCAGCAGCCGCUGCGGUGUCUGCGGUGCACAGGAGCAGCGGGACUGGAGGUGGUGGCGGUGGCGGAGGCAGCGGCGGGGGAGGCAGCGGGGGUGCCGGUGGCGGCGGUGGAGGGGGCGGUGGCAGCGGCAGCACCGGCGGGGGCGGUGGGACCGGCGGGGGUCACAGUGGCCUCUCCUCCAACUUCAACGAAUGGUACGUCUAAAGGAGGGGCCAAUCUCCUUUUCCAACCCCCAUUCCCUUCAGUUUUUCCCCGAGUCCAACCAGCCCUCAUUCUCCACCCUUCUUCAGAGAAAGGGGAGAGAACAGUUAGUGAUAGUGGAUGUUCAAUUAUUUUUGUUCAUACCAGCAAAAGGAUUUUAAAAGUUAAAACAAAAGAUCUAAUCUCGAAGAGCAAAACCUUCCCUUCCAAAGUCUCGGAAACUAAAAAAACAAAAACAAAAACAAAAAAACCCACAAAAACAAAAAGACACGUACAAAAAAACAAAAACAAACCAACAAGGACACCUAACACAACAACAACAACAACAAAAAAAAACCCAAACCAAACUCCCUUGCUUUCCUCCUCCUUGCUCUUCCUCCACUCCCUCUCCAGGUCUAGUUACUCGUCUCUUGACAAACUGUGUACAUAGUGGACUCCCUCCUUCCUUCUCUGAGGUGGUAACGAAGUUUUAAUGGAUUCUUGGUGUAUAGAAGUUUGUCCAUUUGUAAACCGACGAUUGAGUUUCCUCCCCUCCCCCCCUUCCUUGCCCAAAGUGAUGGACUUUUCUUUUCUUUUUUUAUUUUUUUAGUUCCCCGAUUUAUUUUUAAGUAACGUGGAAGAAAAUGGUUUAUUUUGUAUUGUGGUAUUGAAUAUUGUGUUCCUUUUUAUGAGGCAACUUGAUUGUAAUCUUCAUGCAACUAUAGACUGGAAGAAAAAACCGUGCCAAAGUCUCCAUUCUGUUUUUCCAACACAAUUCUAUACAGCACACACACACUCACACAAACACACACCACCACCACCACCAACGCUUGUGAAUGUAUUUUUCUGUUAGCUGGGUUUACAUGUGAUGUUUUAGUGCUUUUGCAAGUUCAAUUUGUUAGUUCCUGUACGGAAGAUUGUGGGGAAAAAUAAACGUUGUGCCGUUAGCUUUUUCCGUAAUAACACCCUUCCUUCUGUAAAUAUCCAUUACCAUAUUUAUCCAUUUGUAAUUAAAUUAUGGUAUUAACUUGCUACAGAGGAAACAAUAUUUAUAAAGAAUGUUUCUUAACUAUAAAUAUGUACAAUUGUGGGCAUAAACUGUUUCAGAAUUUUUAUUUGAAGGUUUAAGUGGUUUCAUCAUUUCUUGUGAUAUGUUUUAAGAGUAAUGCAUACAGAAAUAUAAUAAAAAUGUGUUGAAACUGCAUGAACA